AUGACUGUUGAAUCAGAUGGAGAGAAUAGGAUACGCUGUACUUUAUGGGAUGAUUAUGGUGUGAAAAUGCAGCAAUUUAUCGAUAGUCAUGACCCAUAUCUGCCUGUGAUAAUCAUACUUCAGUUGUGCAAACUUAAGAAAUUUCUUGGUUCCAUGGGAAUUUCAAAUUCUUUCUAUGGAUCGGAAUCGUUCUUAAAUGCUGAGAUUCUUGGAAUGAAUGCUGCAAAUGUGGAGUUAACUCAAUUGGUUAGUCAAAUGACUGGACCUGCCGUCAUCAAUGUGGCUGAUGAUUUGCUGCAGACACCCAAGAUUACUAUUGAAGAUCUAAUUGAAUCUACUCAGGGUACCUUACCAGAUGGCACAGAAGUUGCUGCCAAAAGGCUUUCAGAAACAUCAGGUCAAGGUUCAGGGGAGUUCAAAAAUGAAGUAAGAUUCAUAGCUAAACUGCAACACAGAAACCUCGUGAAACUCUUGGGUUGCUGCAUUGAGGGAGACGAAAAAAUACUAGUAUAUGAGUACAUGCCAAAUUCAAGCCUUGACUUUCACCUUUUCAAUAAGGAAAAACAAAAACAUCUAUGUUGGAAAUUACGACUAAGCAUUAUCAAUGGAAUUGCAAAAGGACUGCUUUACCUUCAUGAGGAUUCUCGACUUAGAGUAAUCCAUAGAGAUCUGAAAGCCAAAAAUGAAAUGAAUCCAAAAAUAUCUGAUUUUGGAUUGGCAAGGACAUUUGAAAAAGACCAAUGUCUGACAAAAACAAAAAGAGUUAUUGGCACCUAUGGAUACAUGGCUCCAGAAUACGCAAUGGCUGGGUUAUUUUCAGUGAAAUCUGAUGUUUUCAGCUUUGGAGUUCUUUUAUUAGAAAUAAUUUAUGGAAAAAGAAAUGGCGAAUUCGUUCUUUCAGAACAUAUGCAAAGUCUUCUAUUAUAUACAUGGAAACUCUGGUGUGAUGGGAAAUGUUUAGAAUUAAUCGAUCCUUUCCACAAAAAGACGUUCAUUGAAAGUGAAGUCUUGAAGUGCAUACACAUUGGUUUAUUGUGCGUACAAGAAGAUGCAGCGGAUCGACCAACCAUGGCCACUGUUGUUCGCAUGCUAGGGAGUGACAUAGUAGACCUUCCAAAACCCACGCAACCAGCAUUUUCAGUUGGGAGAAUGUCCAAGAAUGAAGAUAGAACUUCAAAAAAUCCUAAGGAUAAUUCUGUUGAUAAAGAAACCAUAACUAUUGUUUCACCUAGAUAGUAGAUGUUAUGGUUUAGCUUGUGCCAG
Messenger RNA from Trifolium pratense (red clover), 1263 nucleotides. Its product is annotated as cysteine-rich receptor-like protein kinase 10. Gene Ontology annotation, molecular function: ATP binding; protein kinase activity. The transcript is spliced from 8 exons. NCBI's taxonomy places the organism in Eukaryota, Viridiplantae, Streptophyta, Magnoliopsida, Fabales, Fabaceae. The record is from RefSeq and is a predicted model, not a curated record. Gene Ontology annotation, biological process: protein phosphorylation. The coding region runs from base 1 to 1236 and encodes 411 amino acids.